This is a messenger RNA of Fragaria vesca subsp. vesca, 1755 nucleotides long. Its product is annotated as pentatricopeptide repeat-containing protein At3g16010-like. The record is from RefSeq and is a predicted model, not a curated record. Gene Ontology annotation, molecular function: protein binding. The transcript has 2 exons. The coding region runs from base 1 to 1755 and encodes 584 amino acids. Lineage: Eukaryota; Viridiplantae; Streptophyta; Magnoliopsida; Rosales; Rosaceae.
AUGGCGGAAGUCGCUGGAUUGAAAUCGAUUGGGGCAGUUGAUGACCUGGAGCAGCCGCCGGAGGACUUGCGAGAAGUACUGGAAAAGAUGUUUACCGAGGAAGCUAUGAGCAGAAAUACAAUCAAGAUGGUGGAGGGUUUGUUGAGGGAUGGCUUUGGGAGUGUUGGCUUGGAGAUUGCGGCCGAGGUUGAGGAGACCAAUGAGGUUCCCAGGGUGGUCACUGGCACUGCUGUGAUGGAGUACUACAUCAAUGCCACCGGAGACAGGACCAAGGACGCUCGUAGAGUGUUUAAGCACAUGUCGGCUUCAGGGGUGGAGCCGAAUGCCUACACAUAUGGCAUUAUCAUCAAGGCUCUUCCUGCUGCUGACCUCAAGAAGAACCCCAAUUUUGUUGGCUAUGCUAAGAAGUACGUUGUGGAGAUGUUGGGCAGGGGAAUGCAGCCAAAUGAGGAGACUUAUGAGGCUGUGUUGGAUGGUAUUGGCCGCGGUGAGAACAAGGCUGAAGCUGAGGAGGAGCGCAGGGUGUUUGUGGGGAAAGUGAAAGCAAAGGGAUUUAUGCUGUUGCUCCAGAAGGAGGCUGAGGAGAUGGUUAAUCCUGCACCACUGAAGUGCGAGAUGGAUAUGCUUAAGGAACAUGUGAUGAACUUGUUUGAGGAUGUCAGCAGAGCCUUUGAAGACAAGAACGAGAGAAAGAGAGUCAGACAGAUGGCGGAGGACUAUGACUCACUGAGCUCAACUGCAUUUACUUUUUAUGAAGCUUUGGUAAGUAGGGGGAUCAAUGAGGAAGCCAAUGAGCUCUUUAAGCCUCUGUUGGAGACAGCCAUACUGCCUGACGAGGCUGUCUUUCUCAUUGUCAUCCUUCUUAGCGAGACCACAAGUGAUGCUCUGAAGGUGUAUGAGCAUAUGUUAGCUUAUGGGAUCACCCCAAGCUCCUGCACUUACAGUGUACUCAUCGCAAAACUUUCUCUUGAUUCCAAUUUCAUUGGGGGUAUGAAGCCCUGUUUGAAUACCAGCUUGGCUUUGUUCAAUGGCAUUGCUUGCUUCGAGUCAUUGGAGAAUAGCAAAGAGUUUUAUGAGCAGGUAAAGCCUAAAGGGGUCUUGCCUGAUGCUGGUGAAGGGACUGAAGGCCGUUUCACUGAGCUAAUGAAGUCAUUUCAGUCGUAUGCCGAUCUCGAGAAGAGAACCAUCGACAAAGAUAUUCAAGAAGUUAUCAGUGAGUUCUCAGAAGAAGGUUUCGGGAAACAUGCAGCGAAAAUCUUCUGUGCUAUGGUAGAAGAUGGCAAUGUCAGCGAGGCAAUGGAUCUCUUUCAAUCGACACCUGAGACUCGCAUCAAUCCCAUGGUCAUAGUCUACACUACUGUUAUUGAAGCAUACAUCAAACGUAACAAGAACAAGGAUGCUCUCCAGACCUACCUGAACAUGUUAGCUGCUGGACUUGCUCCUAAUUUGUACAUUUACAGUGUUUUGAUCAAGGGACUCGCUGUUGAUGCCGACUUCUUUGGAGAUGCCAAGAAGUAUUUGAUUGAGAUGCUGGACAAGGGCAUGCAUCCAAAUGCUGGUACCUACACUGCAGUGUUAGAGGGUUUUGGAAGGCAGGAGAACAAGAAAGCAGAGGAAGAGGGAAAAGAGUUUCUGGAGGUCAUGAUGGCUAAGGGGUUCGUCCCUGACACCGAGGCUGUGAGGGAGGUGUUAAAGGGCAGACCAACACCUGUAAUUAGCAGGGUCAUGAGUAUUAUCCUUUCUAAGUUUCAGUAG